AUGGCAUCCCCCUCUGCAGCAUCCACCACUUCCUCCCACUUCCCCGACGGCUCGAUCCUGCAUGAUAUCCACAUCGACCAGACGCAGAAAUACAUCUUCUCGGCCUUUGGCGCCGUGGUCUGGUAUAACGCGAUCGAGCUCAUCGUCCUCUGCCUAACCACCUUCAAACGCUACCACGGCUGCUACUUCUGGUCCCUCCUCCUCGCCUCCAUCAGCCUCAUCCCGCACGUCCUCGGCUUCUUUUUCUUCUUCUUUCUCCCCACAGCCGUCAGCCCCUAUGUCGCCGUCUCCCUGAUCGUACCGAGCUGGUACGUCAUGGUAACCGGCCACUCGCUCGUCCUCUGGUCGCGCCUGCACCUCGUCCUGCUGAAGCCGAAAAUCCUCCGCGCCCUCCUGGCCAUGAUCAUCGUCGACGCCAUCGUCCUCCACGUCCCCAUCACCGUGUUGCUCUUCGGCGCCGUCUCUGCGCACCCGGCGCGCUUCACAGCGGGGUAUGCGGUGAUGGAGCGCAUCCAGCUGAUCGGCUUCGCGCUGCAGGAGUGCAUCAUCUCGAGCUUCUACGUCGUCGAGACAAUCAAGAUGCUCCGCCUGCGGCAGGAGGCGCGGCACCGGCGCAUCCUGACCCAGCUCCUGGCGAUCAAUAUCGUGAUUCUCGUGCUGGAUGUUGCCGUCGUCGGCACCGAGUAUGCGGGCUACUAUGCCGUGCAGGUGAUGUUCAAGCCGGUGGCCUAUAGCAUCAAGCUCAAGCUCGAGUAUGCGAUCCUCGGUCGGUUGAUCGAGGUCGCCAAGGGCGAGUGCUCGGAGCGCGAGCAACUCUCGUCGAGUGUGCGCGCGUUGCACUCUGAUCGCUCGGAGCCUACCGUCUCGGUGUUGGGGAGUUCCCCGCUGCCGAGUCCGGAGAGUGUUCCCGGUAUGUCGUAUAUCCGCGAUGUGGAUACAUAUGCCUCGAUGAGGUUUUACGAGAGACGGUCGCUUUGA
Molecule: messenger RNA, 978 nt
Organism: Aspergillus thermomutatus
Lineage: Eukaryota; Fungi; Ascomycota; Eurotiomycetes; Eurotiales; Aspergillaceae
Exons: 1
Coding region: 1-978 (325 amino acids)
Source: RefSeq, a predicted model, not a curated record